Rhodotorula graminis WP1 is the source of this 1163-nucleotide messenger RNA. RefSeq lists its product as uncharacterized. Gene Ontology annotation, molecular function: hydrolase activity, acting on carbon-nitrogen (but not peptide) bonds, in linear amides. NCBI's taxonomy places the organism in Eukaryota, Fungi, Basidiomycota, Microbotryomycetes, Sporidiobolales, Sporidiobolaceae. The coding region runs from base 46 to 1125 and encodes 359 amino acids. The record is from RefSeq and is a predicted model, not a curated record. The transcript has 7 exons.
GGUCCUGCACCCGCGCUCCUGCUGGCUAGAUCGACAGCUACCAGCAUGCCUCGAGUAGCUCUCAUCCAGUUCGCCCCGCUCGAACCUGCCCAAUCGUGCUCGCCGUUCGCCUCGUCCUCGUCGUCCGCCUCCGCCUCGCCCGCCGACGACCUGUCGCUCAACCCUCUGAUCAACCUCCAGCGCGCACACGACCUCGUCCGGUCUGCCGCACACCAGGGCGCAGAGCUCGUCACCCUCCCCGAGUACUUCCUCAGCGGCGUCGUGUCGGACCCGGCGCACUGGCACCUCGCACAGUACCCGCACUCGCACGCCCACCUCGCCGCCUCGUCCGCCUCGCACUCGACCGCGACCCACUGGCUGUCGACCUUCCAGGACCUCGCGCGCGAGCUCCGCGUCGACAUCCAGGUCGGCACCAUCGUCGAGCGCGCCGUCGACGAAGACGGCAACGAGAUUUAUCGCGACGUCGAGGUAGUCGACGACGAGACGGGCGACAAGCGCACAGAGAAGCGGCCCGUCCUCGAGAACGUCGCCACCUACAUCGACUGGGAGGGCAACAUCCUGCACCGGUACAAGAAGCGCAACCUGUGGUGGCCCGAGAAGGAGUACCUGUGCGAGGGCAGCGAGGACCACCAGGUGUUCGACACGCGCUUCGGCAAAGUCGGCAUGCUCAUCUGCUGGGACCUCGCAUGGCCGCGCGCGUUCCAGUCGCUCCUCCUGCAGCGCGUCGACCUCGUCCUCGCGCCGACCUACUGGACCAAGGACGACGGCGGGCCCCUCGGCCUCAAGCACAACCCGAACUCGGAGGUCGAGUACCUCAAGGUGCUCAUCCCGACGAGGGCGUGGGACAACGAGUGCGCCAUCGUCUUCACGAACGCCGGCGCCCCCGCCGAGUGGACCGAGAGCGCCGGCGCGAGCAAGAACCCGCACGGGCGGAUCGGCGGCAGCUGCGUGUGCGUGCCGUUCAAGGGCCGGAUCGGCGGUGCGGAAGGCGCGCAUGAGCAGGUCGCGCUCGUCGACCUCGACCUGUCUAUUCUCGAGGAUGCUCGCACGGUGUACGGCGUCAGGAGGGACCUUGUCACCAAGCUCAAGCAAGAGAAGGCGUUGCCGAGCUGGGUCGCCGAGUAGAGCAGACAAGCUGUAUCGAGCUGCACUUUCUUCGCGGG